CUGGAGAAACCAACAUGUCGAAUUUUGACAUAUAUUUCCUGGUUCAAAUUCAAAUUAUUUUAGUUGGAUUCAAAAUAGGUUGUGCUGCCAAUCCAUACUUAACGUUUUUUAAUUAUAGGUCAGCUUUUAACAAUAUUGGCGAGCUCCAGUGCUACCCAACAGAUAGUAGCACAACAAUAUCCAUGGGAAAGUUAUUUAAAAUAUCUAAUACUGACUCGCUUGCUGAACCACCUUUAACAGCUCAGGGUGCUCAUCCUUAUGCUAAGGAAGUAGCUAUACCUUAUGAUGGAAACUUCUUUGGAGUAUAUUACUGUGAAGGUGUACUUAAUGGUGAAACAACCAUUGUGAAAACUACAGUUGUGGAUCUAGUGGGCGCUUCAGAUUCGGAGGUUAUACCAACAAACGAAAGAACAAGUAUCACCGCAUCUGUUGGAGAAUCUGUUAUAGUAUCAUUCGAUGUGACAGCGUCCGGUAAUCACAUUUGGAGGAAAGAUGGCAAACUGCUAGAUAACUAUGAGAACCAUUAUGAUGAUUCGAGCUUAAGUUUUACCAGUGUAAACGGUGAUGAUGGCGGCAUGUAUGAACUUCACAUAGAUGGACAAAGGGAUGAAUACAAACAUUCCUUUAUUGAACUGAUUGUGAGAGAAUGUGCAGCUGGCCGCUGGGGUGCACCUGAAUGUACAGGUAUUUGUAAUAAUUGUUAUAAUGGUGGCGUAUGCGAUGACAAGUCAGGUAACUGUAUUUGUGCACCAGGGUUUAAAGGAGAAAGCUGUGAAGAUACUUGUGGUGGUAAUCGAUUCGGACUUUACUGUGAAAUUAGAUGUACAAAAAGAAUUCAAGAUCCUAAAGACUUUUGCAAAGGCCACCAUUAUUGCUUGUCUAAUCCUUAUGGAUGUACUUGUAUAACAGGUUUUACUGGCCUUGAUUGUUUAACAGACACUGUCGUUGUAGAAUUAUGUGCACUUGAAGUUACUAUAAGCACACAGCUAUACAUAGGCAAUUCAGCACAGGCGCGGUCGGUUAACCGCACCAUCCAUGCGAAGGCUCCAUGCGAUGGUUCUAAGAAACUAAAGACCAUGAGUUCGUAUCGCGUCAUCUUGUCAUUUAAUAUUUCCUUCCAACAUCAGGUUGUGACUCGGGCAAGUUUGGUGCUGGUUGUAGUCAGGAUUGCCAUUGUACGUCAGGAACUUGUAACCAGUAUACUGGAGAGUGUACGUCAGGUACUUGUGCAACUGGAUGGUCUGGAAGUAACUGUCAAGUUCCAAGCACUUGUCCUGUUGGCUAUUUUAACACAUCUUGUACAUCAAUUUGCCAUUGCCGUGAUAAUGUUGAAUGUGAUAGGAAUACUGGUGUAUGUAGUAAUGGACUGUGUGCAAAAGGUUACCAUACAUAUGAUAAAUUAUUUUGUGAAGCCUGCCAAUCUGAGAGCUAUGGUUACUACUGUGCUUCUACUUGCAAUUGUAAUUCUACCUCAUGUCACUAUGUAACUGGAUGUAAUGGCGGUUGCCACGAUAAUUGGUUGUUAAACUCCUGCACUACAGGAAUCUCUGCUUCUUCUAACACAAAAGUUAAUCCAGGUCAGAUUUCUACAUUCCAAUGUGACAUUCAAGGUAA
Anneissia japonica is the source of this 1614-nucleotide messenger RNA. RefSeq names its product tyrosine-protein kinase receptor Tie-2-like. Bases 15 to 1487 code for a protein of 490 amino acids. The record is from RefSeq and is a predicted model, not a curated record. Gene Ontology annotation, molecular function: scavenger receptor activity. The transcript is spliced from 10 exons. NCBI's taxonomy places the organism in Eukaryota, Metazoa, Echinodermata, Crinoidea, Comatulida, Comatulidae.